This is a messenger RNA of Danaus plexippus (monarch butterfly), 3392 nucleotides long. RefSeq names its product uridine-cytidine kinase (gene Uck). The record is from RefSeq and is a predicted model, not a curated record. Lineage: Eukaryota; Metazoa; Arthropoda; Insecta; Lepidoptera; Nymphalidae. The transcript is spliced from 6 exons. The coding region runs from base 14 to 898 and encodes 294 amino acids. Gene Ontology annotation, cellular component: cytoplasm; cytosol. Gene Ontology annotation, molecular function: kinase activity; ATP binding.
UCAAUUUACAGAUAUGUCAAUGUCACUCUUCUAUCAAAAGUGUCGAGUUGCAGUGUAUUGUGGUAAUUUAAGUGUUAAAAUUACAAAAAGAUUAAUUUACACACACAAAAUGAGUGAAAAACCAACAGUUCCCAUGACUAACGGCUUCGAGAGCAAAACGCCAUUUCUAAUCGGAGUUGCUGGCGGUACGGCAAGUGGCAAGUCAACAGUAUGCCAAAGGAUUAUGGAGAAACUGGGACAGCAGCACAAAGAACAAACUGAACGGCGAGUUGUCUGCAUCAGUCAGGACUCCUUCUACCGCACUCUCACCACGUCAGAGAGGCUGAGGGCCGAGCGGGGACAGUUCAACUUCGACCACCCGGACGCAUUUGACGACAAGAAGCUCCUCGCCGUGCUCAAAGACAUCCUGGACGGAAAGAAGGUGGAGGUGCCAGAGUAUGAUUAUAUCACAAACUCUAUAAGCAACCGCUCGCACACCAUCUACCCGGCGGACGUGGUCCUGAUCGAGGGCAUCCUUGUUUUCUACUUCAAGGAAGUUAGAGAACUCUUUCACAUGAAGUUGUUUGUUGACACGGAUUCCGACACCCGGCUCGCUAGGAGAGUACCUCGCGACAUCAUGGAGCGUGGCCGCGACCUGGAACAGGUCCUCAACCAGUACAUGAACUUUGUGAAGCCCGCCUUCGAGGAGUUCUGUCUGCCGACAAAGAAGUUUGCUGACGUCAUCAUACCGAGAGGCGCUGACAAUCUAGUGGCCAUUGACCUUAUCGUGCAUCACAUUUGGGAUAUUAUGUAUAAGAAGCGACCGGCGAAGAUUAGCAACGGUUGUAACGGUCAUAUCGAGGAGGAGGGGAACGGCAGGCGGCUGUCCGGCAGCUCGGAGGACACGCUGAGCCGAUAGUGACCGCGGACCAGACCCCGCACCCUGGUACUGCACACGGAGACUGGCCAGUUGCUCCUUCAUGGAUCUUCCAUCGUAGUUUUAACGAAGAUUUAUGAAUCGAAAAUCGGAUAUUCUCCACGUGUCGUAUGAAGGUGAAGGUGACCACGACCAGCUCGCGACCGGAUCGAAGAUGGCGUGUGUAUAUAUUAAAUAUAUCUGUUAUAUUAGUGUCGAAUAGAAAGCUCCACGCGGAGCCUCCUCACCGCCCCAGUGAUGUCGUUCUUCCUGACAAGGUUCCAGUUACUUUUACUAUAGCCACAUAUACUGAUCAGACUUUGUUUUAGAUUCAUCUGGUUUCCAAGAUCUUAAUUUAUAAGCUGAGCACACACGUGGGAUUCGAUUUAGUAUUAUUUACUAACAUUUGCUUACAUUUUUGUAGCACAAUUUUUUAGAAAAACAAACCUUGAUUAAAAUACAGAAUAUAAAUUUCAUCUGUCAUUGAUAUAUAAAAAAAUCGGUAUUCUAUUACAAACUGAAUACCCGACGGCACAAACAUUGCAUCAUAAGUCUUGCACAAAUAUUCGGUAACGUUUCCAACACGUGUGUCCUAACCUUUACAACUAACCUGUAUUAUUUAAUAGUAAGGAAAUGUAUAUAUAAGGCUGAAACGAAAUUUAGUUUAAGGAAGCGGUGUUCAUUAUUUUUCUAGAACAGUUCGAAGUCUGUGUUCAAACAUUAACUUUUAAAUACAGUUUGUAUAAUCUGUUCAGCACGUCACUGCGACGGCGGCAGUGAGUUGGCGCGUUAUAAUCUGUUUCUCUUCCGGUAUGCAUUUAUAUUUUUAUUAAAAAAACGAUUUGCAUUCGAAUCCAUAGCAAAUGAUUUAAAGUUAAUUAAUAAUACUCCACAAAUUAACUACCAAGCCUGGUUAUUUAAAUAGGUAUAUUUUUUAUACUUUUCUGUUGUAAUUAUUAUUUGACUCAGACAAAUUUGAGCGCUACAAAGCAUUACUCUUAUGGUAACACUGCAUUUACAAAUGUUUUGAUCAUUUUAUCAGAAUUUCAAAUUAUAUUCGAUAGUCUCGUCUAUAAUUAAAAAAAAAAAUACACCAGCGAUCUCCACCCGAAUUCCAAUAACCAUGUGAUAAAAAAAAUUAUUAAGCGUAUACAAUCCCAGGGUAGCCGUCAGCGGCGGCGACCUCUCGCGUCCGCCCUUAGUUCAGGCCAUGGUGCGGAGCAAGAGGCACUGGGAAGCCGUCUCCUCCUGCGAAGCAGUCAUGCUAGCUAAGGAGGAUGCGGAGCGCGUGAGGGAAUGAUCCUCCUCACGCCCCAGCCGCCGCAGGGGACGCUCCAGGCGUUGGGGAUCGCGAGACGAUCUCCAGCCACCGUAAGCGCGGGUUUGCGGACGGCGAGCAAGGGUAGCUUGUCGCCCGAUCAAAACCAGACCUAAGCGUACGGCGUGUAGCGUACCAUCAUAUCACCACAGAUGGGGCCCUAGAGCCGUUGCCAAGCCGGGUUGCGGUUGCAAGCGCAAUGAUGUACCGUGGCCUGGCUCAGAGCAGGAGGGGUUUUUAGUCAGUAAGAGUAUGACACUCCCUCUUGCCCCACCCAGGACAAGAGGGGUCAUAUGAUGAUUUUCCCCUUUAUAAAAAAAAACCACGUAUACUAUACAAAAUAUUAUAUUGUACAUUGUAAGUUAAGGCGCUAUUAUAAACAUGUAAAAAAAGGUAAAAACAUGUACAAGCAGCACUUACUGUACACCUAGUAAAUGUUCAUCGUGAAUCGAAACUGACAGUUAAGAGUAUUUAAUUGACGAUGCCAUCUACUAGGGACUCAUGUUGCUUCUCAAUUAGACUUGUAAGUUGAACUUCGAGUAUCCUAUUUUAUUAAAUAAUUUAAGCGUAAUUUUAUGUUAUGAAUACUUUUUUUAAUGUCUCAAAGGUUACUAUAAUGUCACGCGUCAUCUACAGAUAUAGAUUUUUUUCGUUUGAAUAAAAUACAAGUUCUUUGUAAUAGUAGUAAUUACAAAAUUUAAUGUCAAAAUUUAUUUUAUUCAUCUGUUAGUUAAAUUUAAAUGGUUUCAUAUCAAAAACCGUGUGACAUUGACAGCUGUCAUUCUGAAGGCUGUCAUUAAUUUCCAAAAUUUACAAUGUCUAUGUAUUUAUGUCUUAAGGGUUGUUCUAAUAUACACGAUGCAUAUUCCCUGUGUAUUACUGUAAGAGUUUCAGGUUGUCUUAUUUUAUGUUAAGAAACAUUUUUAUUUUAUUUCAAUUCUGAUAUAUUGUCACACCCCUCAGUGUUGACGUGAAUUUGACAGUGAUUGUUUUUUUCUUUUUUAUUUGUGAUUUUUUUUAAAUCAAACUAUAUAAUUAUUCUAAAUUGUUUUAAGCACAAUUCUCGUAAUUUGUUGGAUGUUAUGUAACAAAUUACAUCGCUUGUUGUUAUAUUGUUAUGUUAUGUGUUAUGAAAUGCAACUACAUGUAACGGAUAUAUAAUAAAGUGUUCGAGAACGU